AUGAAUAUUAAUACAGAUAACAGUGAACCUGCUAACAAAAGAAUUAAAUCUAAUGAAAUAGAAAAUGAUUCAUUCAGUGUUUUAGAAGAGAAGAUUAACAUACAUAAAUAUCCUGAAUGUCAAGAAAAUGCAGAUUUAACAGAUAACGAAGAUGAAAACAUAUCACCAUUAAAUAAAGAUGAUGAUGAUGAUAGUUUAUUUUCAUUUCCUCCAGACAAUGAUGUUACAGACAUGUUGGAAGGAGUAAAAUAUCAUGGAUCAUUUCCUACAAUCACAGAUCGAUAUUUUACUGCCUAUUAUAAAUUAAGUGUACAAAGUCUUACAGAUGAUAUUUGUAUUUUAAUGCAUAGCAAUCGGAUUUGUAUGCUUACACUUGCUCCAAGUCAUACAGUUCUUCAAGCUGAUAAACAUAUAAUAAAAGUAGAUUUCAAAGUUAGCAACAAGCUAGAUAGAGUUCUGAAUAAAGUUUCUGGUAAAAGUAAACAUGGGGCUCAACCUUUACAAAUGAAUUCUAAUAUUUGUAUAAUUACUUGUUCAGAUGAAAAAACAUACAUUAUAAAAUGUUGUAUAAUUGGAAAAUUGAUAGAAGUAAAUGAAACAUUAAUACAAAAUCCUAAACUUUUAUUGGAACCUCCACAUAAAGGAGGUUACUUAGCUAUAGUACUUCCAAAUAUAAAACUUUUGGACAAAAUGAAAGAAUCUAUGUUAACACAGGAACAGUAUGAGUUAAAAAUGUUAGAACGACAGAAUACUAAAAAUCAUUUGGGAAUAUCAAAAAUAGGUACAACAAAUAUUUUGUUAAAAGAUGAUUUAAAAAUAAUAAAUAAUAAGACUCAAUUGAACUGUAAUGAAGAGGAAAUCAUAUUACCUAAUGUUAGUUGA
This is a messenger RNA of Eufriesea mexicana, 882 nucleotides long. Its product is annotated as protein Simiate. The record is from RefSeq and is a predicted model, not a curated record. The transcript has a single exon. Gene Ontology annotation, molecular function: actin filament binding; actin monomer binding. The coding region runs from base 1 to 882 and encodes 293 amino acids. Gene Ontology annotation, cellular component: nucleus; filopodium tip; dendrite. Lineage: Eukaryota; Metazoa; Arthropoda; Insecta; Hymenoptera; Apidae. Gene Ontology annotation, biological process: dendrite morphogenesis; regulation of actin filament polymerization; regulation of filopodium assembly.